This is a messenger RNA of Dovyalis caffra, 1473 nucleotides long. Lineage: Eukaryota; Viridiplantae; Streptophyta; Magnoliopsida; Malpighiales; Salicaceae. The record is from the annotation of a GenBank genome assembly.
AUGGAAUCCAAGUCUCUUGUUCAUGUCUUACUUGUUUCUUUCCCAAACCAAAGCCAUAUAAGCUCUUUGCUUAGACUUGGCAAACGUCUUGCCUCUAAAGGCUUGCUUGUCACCUUCUCCACUACUGAAAACUUUGGCAAACUGAUGAGAAAGGCCAACGACAUUACAGAUGAACUGGCACCGGUUGGACAUGGCUUUAUCCGGUUUGAAUUCUUUCAAGAUGGUUGGGACCAGGAUGACCCCAGGCGCCAAAUCCCUGACCAAUACUUAGCUCAACUUGGGGUUGUGGGAAAACAAGUAAUUCCUCAAAUGGUCAAGAACAACGCAGAGCAAGGCCGACCUGUUUCUUGCCUCAUCAACAAUCCUUUCGUCCCUUGGAUUUCUGAUGUGGCUACAAGUCUCGGUCUCCCAUCUGCAAUGCUUUGGAUCCAAUCUUGCGCUUGUUUUGCCAUCUAUUACCAUUACUAUAAUGGUCUGCCGUUCCCUGAUGAGGAACAACCGGAGAUAGAAGUUGAAUUACCAAGUAUGCCUCUCUUGAAAUAUGAUGAAGUGCCUAGCUUCUUACAUCCUACAACUCGUUAUUCUUUCUUGAGGAGGGCUUUUUCAGAGCAGUACAAAAAUCUUGAGAAGCCCUUUUGCAUCUUGAUGGAUACAUUUGAAGAGCUCGAAUCAGAGAUCAUUGAGAACAUGUCCAAAAUCAGUCCAAUCAAGACUGUUGGGCCACUAUUCAGAAAUCCUAAAGCACCAGAUUCAACUAUCCGUGGCGACCUCAUGAAGACAGAUGAUUGCAUAGAAUGGCUUGACACAAAGCCACCCUCAUCAGUUGUUUACAUCUCUUUCGGCAGUUACGCACACUUGAAGCAAGACCAAUGGGAAGAGAUUGCGUAUGGAUUACUGAACUCCGGUGUUUCAUUCUUGUGGGUCAUGAAACCACCCCGUGAAGGUUCAGGCUUUGAACUACUUGUUUUGCCGGAAGGAUUCUUGGAGAAAGCAGGAGAUAAGGGCAAAGUGGUGCAAUGGAGUCCUCAAGAGAAGGUUUUAGCUCACCCAUCAAUUGCUUGUUUUAUUACACAUUGUGGGUGGAACUCUUCAAUGGAAACACUCACAGCAGGCAUCCCGGUGAUCGCUUUCCCUCAAUGGGGUGAUCAAGUCACUAAUGCUAAAUAUUUGGUCGACAUCUUUAAGGUUGGCGUGAGAAUAAGCCGCGGAGAAACAGAGAACACAGUGAUUGCUCGUGAUGAGAUACAGAAAUGCUUGUUCGAGGCCACGGUGGGACCUACGGCUGUGGAGAUUAAGCAGAAUGCAUUGAAGUGGAAGAAGGCAGCUGAGGCAGCAGUGGCUGAGGGUGGUUCCUCCGACAGUAAUAUACAAUCUUUUGUUGAUGAAGUGAAGCGAAGAAGUCUCUCCAGGUCGCUGACAAGUCCAGUAGUUCUCCAGCUGGGUUGCCAGUUCGCGGAGGUGAAAUCCAGUUAA